Molecule: messenger RNA, 3402 nt
Organism: Nematolebias whitei (Rio pearlfish)
Lineage: Eukaryota; Metazoa; Chordata; Actinopteri; Cyprinodontiformes; Rivulidae
Gene: lig3
Product: ligase III, DNA, ATP-dependent
Exons: 21
Coding region: 122-3142 (1006 amino acids)
Biological process (GO): mitochondrial DNA repair; DNA biosynthetic process; DNA recombination
Cellular component (GO): DNA ligase III-XRCC1 complex
Molecular function (GO): DNA ligase (ATP) activity; zinc ion binding; ATP binding
Source: RefSeq, a predicted model, not a curated record
GCUGACGUAGCAGUUAGCUAAUAAACAAAAAGGAGGUGUAACAACUUCAACCUUCAGCUUUAACAGUUUGUACCGCUGCUACAAGGUAAAAUAAGUUCUAACUCACCUCAGUUACAACUACAUGCACAGACGGUUGAUCUUAUUUGUUCAUAAGGCGGUUUGUGUGCAUCAACACAAGUUUGGUUCACUUGUUGGACAUCAGCAACUCACCAAACUGUGCAAAGCCUCCCCUGUCUCUUUGUACACUAAUCAGCUUCCCUCUCCUCCUCACUCGUUAAAGCCUUCAUGGCAAACUAGUCAUUUUACCUCAGUAUCCCAUAAACAAGACCUCCUUCAAAGGUUUCCUCCCUGGUCUUUCCUGUACCGUCAUUUUUCUAACCAGCUGGAUAUGUCGGAGCAGAGGUUCCUCGUGGAAUACGCCAAACGCGGCACCGCAGGGUGUAAGAAAUGCAAGGACAAAAUCCAGAAGGGAAUAGUGCGCAUAGGGAAGGUUGUGCCGAACCCUUUCAGCGAGUCUGCAGGGGAGAUGAAGGAGUGGUAUCAUGUGAAGUGCAUAUUUGAGAAGCUGGAAAGGGCAAGAGCCACCACGAAGAAGAUUGAAGACCUCACAGAACUGGAGGGCUGGGAAGAGCUGCAGGACGAGGACAAAGAGCUCAUUAAUAAACACGUUUCAGACCUCAUGGCCAAAGUCAACACGAGUCCAAAAAAGAAGGUUCAGGCCAAGUUGAACACCACGGGUCAGCUGAUGGCUCCUCCUGCUGACCCGUCUGUCAACGUGCCGCGCAAGUUCUCAGGCUUCACAGCUGCGAAGGCCGGCAGCUCCAGCAGCCCUGGACCGUCCUCGACCCCCACCAAAGGCAGCCCCCUCUCCAAGCAGCUCUGUGACCCCCAGCACAAGGACUGCCUCUUCAGAGAGUUUCGUAAGCUCUGCGCCACGGUGGCCGACAACAACAGCUACAACACCAAGACGCAGAUCAUCGAGAGGUUCCUGAAGAAAGGCACCGGAGGAGAUAAGUUCCACGGAGAUCUUUACUUGACCGUAAAAUUGCUCCUGCCAGGCGUUGUAAAAAGUGUUUAUAACCUCAACGACAAGCAGAUCGUCAAACUCUUCAGCCGCAUUUUCCGAUGCAACCAGGACGACAUGGUGCGAGAUCUGGAGCAGGGCGACGUGUCCGAGACGGUGAGGAUGUUCUUUGACGACAGCAAGUCUUUUCCUCCUGCUGCCAAGAGCCUCCUUACGAUCCAGGAAGUAGACUCGUCCUUGACCCGCCUCGCUCAGCUGACGAAGGAGGAUGAGCAGCAGAACGAGCUGGAGGCGAUUUCCAAAAAAUGUACCAGCAAUGACUUGAAAUGCAUCAUCAGGCUAAUCAAGCACGACUUGAAGAUGAACGCCGGGGCGAAACACGUUUUGGAUGCUGUGGAUCCAAACGCCUACGAUGCGUUCAAGGCCUCCCGUAACCUGAGUGACGUGAUCGAGAGGGUACUGAGGAACCAGCAGGAGGCGUCUAACGGUUCUGGACCCAGGAAGCUCCUCACGGUGGAGGCCUCCCUCAUGACCCCCGUCCAGCCGAUGUUGGCCGAGGCGUGUAAAUCCAUCGAGUACGCCAUGAAGAAAUGCCCCAACGGGAUGUACUCGGAGAUAAAGUAUGACGGCGAGCGCGUGCAGGUCCACAAGAGCGGAAACACGUUCAGCUACUUCAGCCGCAGCCUCAAGCCGGUUCUGCCUCACAAAGUGGCUCAUUUCAAAGAGUACAUCCCUCAGGCCUUUCCUGGUGGCCACAGUAUGAUUCUGGAUGCUGAGGUCCUUCUGAUCGACACCAACACCAGCAAACCGCUGCCGUUUGGGACCCUGGGUGUCCACAAGAAAGCAGCCUUUCAAGAUGCCAACGUGUGUCUUUUUGUGUUCGACUGCAUCUACUUCAACGGCGUGAGUCUGAUGGAAAGGCCUCUGAGUGAACGAAGAAAGUUCCUGGAUGACAACAUGGUGGAAGUUCCCAACAGGAUCCUGUUCUCAGAAAUGAAAUUUGUCACGAGGGCAGCAGAUCUGGCGGACAUGAUAACUCGUGUCAUCAGAGAAGGACUUGAAGGCCUGGUGCUGAAAGACAGAAAGGGCACCUACGAGCCGGGGAAACGCCACUGGCUGAAAGUAAAGAAGGAUUAUUUAAACGAAGGGGCGAUGGCGGACACAGCUGACCUGGUGGUGCUGGGAGCGUUCUACGGGAAAGGCUCAAACGGAGGCAUCAUGUCCAGUUUCCUCAUGGGCUGCUACGACCCAGACACCAAGAAGUGGUGCACAGUCACCAAGUGCUCCGGAGGCUACGAUGACGCCAUGUUGGCCCGGCUCCAGAAGGAGCUGGACGUGAUCAAAAUCAGCAAGGACCCAAGCAAAAUCCCCGGCUGGCUGAAAAUCAUCAAGAACUAUUAUCCAGACUUUAUUAUCCGCCACCCAGAGCAAGCGCCCGUCUGGGAGAUCACCGGCGCAGAGUUUUCCAAAUCCGAGAUGCACACCGCCGACGGCAUCUCCAUCCGGUUUCCCCGCAUGACACGAAUCCGUGAUGACAAGGACUGGAAGACCGCCACCAACCUGCACCAGCUCAAGGAGCUCUACCGCAUAUCUAAGGAGCACUGCGACUUUAAAGUGACCGCCGGUCCUUCGGCGUCCAACGACAAGGGGUCAUCGGGGGGAGACAGCGGAGGAAGCUCGCCUUCGUCCAGCAGGAAGACGCCAGCCAAGAAGACGAGUAACAGCACGCCGUCCAAACCAAAGGCGGUGAAAUCAGAGCCUCGCACUCCCAGCUCAGAGGCGCCGAGCGCGAAGAAGGUGAAGAAGAGUGAAGGAAGCGUUCACAGCAACGGGCAAACCAAACCAAAGGCAACUUCUCAACUGAUGGAACCAAGAAAUGACCAGACGCUGCUGGACAUCUUCAGCGGAGUGAAGCUCUUCCUGCCCGUCUCCAUGCAGGACUUUGACAGACUGAGGAGGUACUUCCUGGCUUAUGACGGAGACCUGGUGCAGGAUUACGACGCUGCAUCAGCCACACACACCCUGGCUGAACCUGAGGACGACGGCAAGGCCCAGAAAGUCUCGUCCAACUGGAUCUGGGAGUGCAUUCGCAAGAGACGCCUUGUGCCAGCCUGUUGAUGAAGAGACGAACCGUCCAACCAUAAACUCAUCUGUGCAGAUCUAAACGUGCACACGUGUUUUCUGCCAACACUGAACUCAGGCUGUUUUUUAUAUGUGCUUUUUGGGAUAAACGGUGGAAUCCUAAAGUCAGUUUUUGUGUUUUAUCAUCCCGCUGAUGAAAUGUUUUCUUAAAUCUAAACCGGAGUGCAGUUUUUCACAAAACUCACAGGACAGAUUAUUAUUAGAUUAAUGAGCAUCACUUUUCACUACAGGAGCAA